CCCGCCAGCUCUCCCUGCAGGCUCCGCCGCCCGACCCUCGUGCCCAGCCCCAUGGCCCGCACCGCCACCCCCGCUGCCUCCUGCGCUCCCCGGCUCCUCCGGGCGGCGCUGCUGCUCCUGCUCCUGGUCACCGCCGGCCGCCUCUCGACAGCGGCGCCCGUGGUCGGUGAACUGCGCUGCCAGUGCUUCCAGAAACUGCAGGGCAUCCACCUCAAGAACAUCCAAAGUGUGAAGGUGACGUCCCCGGGACCCCACUGCGACCAGACCGAAGUCAUAGCCACUCUCAAGAAUGGGCAGGAAGCCUGUCUCGACCCCACAGCCCCCAUGGUUAAGAAAAUCAUCGACAAGAUGCUAAACAAGGGCGACACCAACUGACCUAGAGAGGAGGAGGUUUCCAGGUUACUUUUCCUGAAGGCGGUUCUGUCUUAGAAGAAUCAAAGUGGAAGAGAAACAGAUGGCUCCUGGGGACACAUGGAAUGUGUUUAAUGUGUUAGACUGCUUCUUAUGAGAGUCCUUCUAUUUACUUAUUUAUAUAUGUAUUUAUUUAUUUAUUUUCAAAGCCUGUAUAUAUUGUUCUUUCUUAUAUUUAAAGAUAUGGACAUAUGGAUGUGUUUGGUAAUUCACUUCGUUACUAUAAAAGGUCAUUUUUACGUUAAAUCAAAAUUAGUUCAGUCUUGACUAUUUUCUAAAUUAGAGAUCAUGGGUUUUAAGUGUUCUUCAUUCAUUAAACUAAUAUUUUUGUUUGGCGGGGGGGAACUCCACCAAGCCAGACACUAUGACAGAGGCUGAGGAUACAUAGUGGGGGCCCAGGUAGAUAGAUCACCAUUAAGGUAGGGGAAUGUGUGUGCAUAUCUAUUCUUGUAACUGUUUAGAAGAAUGUCAGUUGCUAUUCACUGUGGUCAACAUUUCUGAUGUUCAAUGUUUUAAUUAUCCCUUGGACAUCUUAUGUCUUCCUUGUAAGGCAUAAUGCCUUUUGUAGUAAUAAUUAUGCAAUGUUU
Molecule: messenger RNA, 998 nt
Organism: Cynocephalus volans (Philippine flying lemur)
Lineage: Eukaryota; Metazoa; Chordata; Mammalia; Dermoptera; Cynocephalidae
Product: growth-regulated protein homolog gamma-like
Exons: 4
Coding region: 52-375 (107 amino acids)
Biological process (GO): chemotaxis; immune response; defense response
Cellular component (GO): extracellular region
Molecular function (GO): chemokine activity
Source: RefSeq, a predicted model, not a curated record